GAAGAAGGCCGUCCCGGCCUAGUGCUUUCCCCUGCAGCCUGAGCACGGUUGCCCCGGGCAACCCAUAGACUCCCAUUACUAGAAGGGCAGCUGGUGGAGAAUUUAUAGUGAGUGACCACAGGUGACACGGGGACGCUACCACAUUCUUGGGGACAGCCGCCUCCUCUGGGAUUACACCAGCCAGUGGCUGAUACAACACCUUAAUAUAAUUGGACCGGUAGACUGCCAUUGCACUCCAGGGAUGGAGAAGUACGAGAAGUUGGCCAAAAUUGGUGAAGGGUCUUACGGGGUGGUCUUCAAGUGUCGGAAUAAGGACACCGGGCAAGUAGUAGCCAUCAAGAAGUUUGUUGAGUCGGAGGAUGACCCUGUCAUUAAAAAGAUUGCCUUACGUGAGAUACGUAUGUUAAAGCAACUGAAGCACAGUAACCUGGUGAAUCUGCUGGAAGUCUUCCGCAGGAAGAGGAAGCUGCAUCUGGUCUUUGAAUACUGUGAUCACACUGUUCUUAAUGAGCUGGAGAAACACCCCAACGGGGUUCCUGAUGCGAUGACAAAGAACAUUGUGCUGCAGAUACUACAGGCCGUGAGUUUCUGCCACAGGAACAACUGCAUUCACAGAGACGUCAAACCUGAGAACAUCCUUCUGACCAAACAGGGCGUCAUAAAGCUGUGCGACUUCGGCUUCGCUCGAAUCCUGACCAGGCCGGGUGACGACUACACAGACUACGUGGCUACUCGCUGGUAUCGGGCCCCUGAGCUGCUGGUUGGGGACACACAGUACGGAGCUGCAGUGGACGUCUGGGCCGUAGGCUGCGUCUUCGCUGAGCUGCUGUCUGGGCAGCCUCUGUGGCCAGGGAAAUCUGACGUGGACCAGCUCUACCUGAUCAUCAGGACCCUGGGAAAACUUAUCCCCAGGCACCAGUACAUUUUCCAUAGUAACCAGUUCUUCCAUGGAGUCAGCAUCCCUGAGCCUGACCCAGACGAUGUGGAGACGCUUCAGGAAAAGUUCCCAAAUAUUCAGCCUAUGGCGAUGAGCUUCAUGAAGGGAUGCCUGCGCAUGAACCCUGACGACAGACUGUCCUGCGAGCAGCUCCUGGAGAGUAAUUACUUAAACCCCACGCGUGAGGAGCCAGAGAAGAGGAAGGGAAAGGGGAGGCGGAGACAGCAGACGCAGCUGCUGCCGCAGAUUCCCGGCAAUGGCGUUUCUCCUGCUCCGGAGGGGAAAAACAAGCCCCGGGCCCACAAAUUUGACCAUUUCCCCAACAUUUAGUGACUUCCAAGACCCCUAAGCAGUCUCUAUGGGGCGUGUUCUAAGGGAGAGUCUGCCCUUAUCACUGAUACUACCGCCAGGACACGGAGAACUGAGUCGACCGUGGGUCUCGCGCUGUUCUCGUACAAUUUACAAUGAUUUUUCCCAGAAGUCUGAUUACUACGAGCAGCAUUACUCUGUGGGACCUAUUCGCUGACCUUCUGCCGCGUCAUUACACUGUUGGCAGAGGAACCUACCCAGUCAGUGCUCCUACAUUUAGGCCACAAUAAAAGCCACCACGGGCCAGGCAACUACCCAGUUCCCUGAUGAAAGUGGAGAACACAUUUUGAACCCACCUGAUGUAUCCGUCUAUCAUAUGUGAAUAGGCCCCGCCCCAUUGUCACAUGACCUAUCUGGAUAGGUGAAUCGCCUCAUACAUGCAUCGUUUCCGACUUGCUGGGUCUGUGCAGAUUGUUUCACGUGGGAUGACCAAAUUAAGCCAAUGAGAGCCGGGUGUGUGGACGCUCCACAGAUCCAAGCCUGACAGACUCUAUUGUUAAUAUAUCGGUCAUGUGUGACGUGGAAAAGUGAUGUUAGGGGAGGUAAAAUAGAAUAGAUUACCUUGGCAGUAGUGGACCAGUACAAUAUCUUCCCAAAUUAAAACAGUAAUAUAUAACAUUGUAAACAUGUUAAGGGAACAUUAUAAUAAAACUUUAUUUCUUGUUCUUUUUAAA
Molecule: messenger RNA, 1980 nt
Organism: Pseudophryne corroboree (corroboree frog)
Lineage: Eukaryota; Metazoa; Chordata; Amphibia; Anura; Myobatrachidae
Gene: CDKL4
Product: cyclin dependent kinase like 4
Exons: 10
Coding region: 242-1267 (341 amino acids)
Biological process (GO): protein phosphorylation
Cellular component (GO): nucleus
Molecular function (GO): protein serine/threonine kinase activity; ATP binding
Source: RefSeq, a predicted model, not a curated record